AUGCGACUCCUAUUAACCCUCCUCGGGGUGCUUGCCCUCCUGGCAUUCGCCCGUGCCGAUGCUUCCCUCCCCGUGUCAACCGACAUCCUCUACUGGCCCGUGGGUGCUUCGCAGCCCUCCGUCCUCGCGCGCGUCGCCUAUGACCCGACGUCGUUGAAUUCCGACGUCGUGUCGUACCACCCGCCUAAAGAUCAGGCUGGCCUCGUUCGUGUCGGCCUCUACAUUCCCGGCUCCAAGAAAUGGGUCGGUAGCGUCGUGUCGUCGUCCUCCUUGGCUGGUGAACAGCUUCAGCCAAUCUUCCGUCUUCAUCUCGGCCCCGCCAACCAAGUCUACCACGUGUCCCUGAUGGCGUCCUCUGCCCCCGUGGCUAAGGACUCGACUACCAAAGCCCAGGUUGAACUCGUCUCGAACGAAGCAGGGGUGCAACCGCACCUCAAUCGGCCAGUGGUUGUCAACCCCGAUGGUCAGAACACGGAGGAGGUACCGGAGAAGGGUUUAUUGCAAAGGUACUGGUGGGUCCUCUUGAUCAUCAUGUUCCUGGGCAUGUCUGGUGGCGGAGAAGAGCAGUCAUAA
Penicillium alfredii is the source of this 573-nucleotide messenger RNA. RefSeq lists its product as uncharacterized. Lineage: Eukaryota; Fungi; Ascomycota; Eurotiomycetes; Eurotiales; Aspergillaceae. The coding region runs from base 1 to 573 and encodes 190 amino acids. The record is from RefSeq and is a predicted model, not a curated record. The transcript has 2 exons.